GAUAUGUUGUGAUAUGAAAUCUUGGUAAUAAUAGCGGGAUUUGGUUAACCGUGCUAUUAUCAUAAAAACGUGGUUAACCGUAAAGUUUAUACACAAGUCUAUGAAAUAACUAAUAAGCAUCUGCAAUUCAACGGCAAAACAAUAAACUGAACAUUUUGAAUUUUAGGAGUUGUGAAUUGCAAAUUUUGAUUUGACAUUUGUGUUAAUGAGCCUUUGUUUCUGUGUAUGCGAAAGUGACAUGCAUAGUGAGUAGUCUUUAGAAAUUUGGCAUUUAUUAAGAAAUAGUUUUGUAUUUAUCAGAUUAAUUUUUUGUUGUAUAAUUCCGUAACCAUCUAAACUACUUGGAAUUAUGAAUUCAUCCAUAUUUACCUCAGAUGAACUAUUAGACGUCAGCGAUGUUAUAGAUGUACUUUCAAGGCUUCAAUUAACUGUCAUUCCUCAAACCUAUGUUGACCAAGUUCUUAGUAGCAAUUACAAUUAUUACCAAUUUCCCGAUUCCUAUGAAAUGGUUGUGAUGCCUGACAUUGAUUUUUCAGCCAUCGUGACAGAUGCUUGUCAAUUAUUGAAUUCUUCUUUUCUACAAGAGCCAUCAAAGCAUAUAGUAUGGGACAAAUUUAUUGAAGAAGAAAUACAUCCAAAAUUCUUAAGUUGUUUGUUAAACUGUUACAUUCAGAAUGGCAUAAGAGAAUUAAGUGAUCCAAAUUUCAGAAAAAAUGCUUUGUUAGCCUCACGAUUGUUUUUUUUAGCAUCUUCAUUUAAAGGAAGUAAAAAUAUUGGAUUCUAUCAUGUAUGUAUGUUGAGUAAAAGUUCAGAAUUAAUUCGUUCAUGUGUGGCUAUGUUACGGAGCAAUGAUGGAAUAAAUAGUGGAACUAAUUCAGAAAACCAACACUUACAAAAUGAUGAAAAAGUGGAUUUGAUGGUUGAUAUCUUAGCUAUCAUUAGAGAUAUAGGAGUUAUGAUAAAACGUUUUCAAUUUUUUGAUGAAAUCACUUCUUUAAGUUCAGUUAUAGACAUAAUGGUGGAUGUCACUCGUUUAGAACGUAUGACGGGUAACAUUCUUGAACAAGUGCCUACCACUGAUUUGUGCUAUGGAACAUUAGCUUUUAAUGCAUAUAAUGCUUUAACUUCUAUGUUUAAUGAAAAUUGUGGUUCUACAAUGAAUGUAGGCAAACAGAUCAUGCAUUUAAUUUUACCAGGGUUAUUGGUAGAUGAACAACGGGAAAUGCAAUUGACGACUAAACAAUUUAACGCUAUACGCGAUCAUCAUUUGUCAUUUAUAAGGAAAAUUACAGGGAAAUUAGAUGCUACCUUUGAACCUAUAUUAGAAACAUUGUUACAACAUUUGUUACACCGUGGACCUGAUCGAAGUGAAUUAAAACCGAGACAAUUUCAAAUCAUACUGGAUGUUUGGAGAUUUUGUCCUAAUAACGUGCGUAUUAAAAUGAAAUAUUACCUAUUUCGUAUGGUUUAUGAUGUAGAUGCUAAAAUACGUGCCGUUGCGUUAGAAACAUUAUUUAAACUAUUAUCAGAGCCUGAGGAAAUGGAACCUGAUGACUCUAAUUUACUACCAUUAAUGCCAGCUACUAAGCACGAAUUUACAUUAGGUGUUAUUCUUUCAAGAUUUGAAGAUCCAUUAUUGAGUGUACGUACUAGAGCAUUUUCCCUAAUAGCAACUAUAACUUCUGGCCCGCCAACUGCUACUGCUCAUCAAACAGCCCUAAUAAAACGUGUACUUGUAGAUCCCUAUUUAGAUAUUGAAUAUUUACAUCAAUCAUCAUUCUGCAAAAGAGAUUUUCACGAUUUUUACCAGUAUCUCAAUAAUGACAUGAAAAACUUUGAUCCAAAUUGUAUAAAUAAUUUUACUAUUUACCCUGGUGCAAAAAUCUUACUAUGGGUAUUAAACGUACAUGCCCGUGAUGAGCGAGCACAUAUCCGUCGUCUGAGUCUAACGCUUUUAUGCAACUUAUUUCUUAUUAACAAAAAGUUUAUGGAAAAGUUUUAUUUAUCAUUGUUAUUGGAGAGUUGUUCAGAUUGUUCAAUGACUAUUAGAAAAGUCGUCAUUACAGGCUUGACCAAUCUGAUUUUAGCUUAUCCAGACAAUCAAACUGUUCUCAAUCAUUGGUUUAAAGGAUUAGUUCACUUAGUUGGAGAUCGAGAUAAAAAAAUUCAAGACUUGGCUGUUGAAUGUAUGGGCAAAGUUAUUUUACAAAAUAUAAAACCAUAUUCAGCUAAAACCAUUAAAAAAGAAGACCCAUUAGAUUAUUUGCCUUGGAAAAUUAUAGAUUAUGCUAUGAAUGAAAGAGUUGGAAAAUAUAUGAUGUGUUUAAGUGAAAAAUGGCAUAUUAAUGGAUUACUUACAGAACAUACUGUUAAAGACAUUAUGACUUACAUAGGUACUACCAAUCACAAGUGGACAGCACAUAGCUUAUAUUUAUUACAAUUGAUAUCUCAUCAGUUGACUAUUACAAACAUGACACCGAUUGUGCAUUAUUUUGAAAUUCAUUCGCCUUCGUGGUUUUCAGAUGAUAAUGAUUCUACUGAAUUAACUCAUGCUCAAAUGGCUUUAGACAUAAUGUCAUUAAAUCAUAAACGAUUAGACAAAAAUGUUAGACAAAGUCUAUUGAAUCAAUUUGAAGAUCUUUUGUUUAACUUUAAGGUACCGACCCGUCUCAUAUCUAAAUCAUUAGAUAUACUUACAGUCUUACUAGUGGACAAUAUUGAAAAAUUAAAUAAAUUUAUGAAAGAUUUGUUUGAAAAAAUUUGCUUAUCUUUAGAAUCUUCUGCAAAUAUAGACAAUGAAGAGAUUUUAACUCGUUACAUGUGCAUACUUGGUGAUAUUGGUUUAACACAGCAUUUACAAUUAAAACGCAAACUACAGCAAUAUUUAUUACGAUUUUUGCGUAAUCGCGAAACGUCUAUUUCUUUUGCGUUCCAGGCAAUAAUUGUUUUGACGGUUGGUAAAUUGAGUAUUGUCGAUGAGCGAUUUGCCAAAGAAGCAAUAUUUGAGUAUGGAUUAAUUUUAAAAAAUGUAGAUUGUCAUCCGUCAGUUAAAAUUAAUGCACUUACAGCAUUGUCCGAUUUGUGUUUACGUUGUACAACUUUAGUGGAACAAGCUAUACCAGAAAUGUGUGUUUGUUUGAAAGGGUCUAGUGUAUCAGUUAAACGUGUUGCCUUGAAACUUCUCACUGGAUUAAUUUUGGAAGAUUACAUAAAACUAAGAGACGUAGCUUUUUUUGCAUUGCUCUGCAUGCUUGAAGAUACAGAUUGGCAAGUACGCCAAGAAACAUCAUCAUUUAUUGUCAAUUACUUACUAAUUAAAAAUAAAGACAUCAUGGAAAGAAAACUUAUAGAAGUAAUUUUUCAUUUUAAUGGUUACACAGGAGAACGAGCUGGUGGUGUAGAAGAUUGUUUUACGAGUCCCGAACUUGAAGCUUAUUUCUCGAUGGAGGGAGAAAAAAAGAAAACAUCUCGUCAUUGUGUUUAUAGAUUUAUGUUAACACACAUGUUGGAUGAUUCUAAAUUAAAGCUCAUGGUAAAAAUUUGCAAAAAUAUUUUGGAAGAAGCUGCUCGUGAGACUAGUAUAGAUGAAAAAAAUGAAGACAAAGAGCGUGCUAUUCAAGUUUUAAAAGAUGCUUUUUGGAUUCUUAAAGCAAAGGAAAUGGCAUUGACAUCUGGAAAACCACGUGACAAUGGUAAUGAUGACGACCCAGGAACACUAGAAAAAGUAGCUGAUCUUGCUAAAAAGCAAUUAGUAAUUGAAACUUAUAAAAUGGUUAUCACUGAUUAUGUUAUUCCAGCUGUGUUAAAACUUAAAUAUGAAUUAGAUAAAAACAGGAAGUUUGCAAGUUUUGUUCAGCAUGAACUAAUACCCUACUUAUCUUCUUUAGUAUCGGGAAAGUCACCAGUAAGAGCUGAAGUACUCAAAUUAAUUUCUCCCGAUAGUGAUCUUGCCUUUCAAAUUCUUAAUGAUGCACAAAAACAACAGAAACAACAAAAACAAAAUAUUGAUGGUGAAGAUGAUUAUAUUCAGAACGAGUCUGACGAUGAAUAUGAUGAUGAACCAGACUUGUUUUUACGUGAUUUAGAAUAUGUGACUUGGGCACAAAUAAUGGAUAUGCGUGAUCAAGCUGAAGAAUCUGGGAUUGAUCAAGCUGUACAGGAACAAUUGGCAGAGGAGUUUCAACAACAAGCUUCUCAAAUAGUCGAAGAAAGCCAAGAACAAGCUGCAGAAAAUCUAAGUCAGUUGACAGGAGAAGAGACUGAUUCGAUUAAAAGAAAAAUGUCUUCGAGUUUAUCAAGGACAAGCAUUAAUCAAAAUAGGAAAAAUAAAACUGAUGAAACAAAUUUAAAUAAAAGUGAUUCUAUAAAUCAACAUCAACCUUCAAAUAACACAAAUCCAGACGAUGAGGAGUUACCUGGUUAUCGUUUAUUUUUAUAAUUUAUACUGGUAUAUACCACUAUAACUUAGUACGAUUUGCGUUAUGUAUUUAUUUACAAAGUUAGUGUACCAUAAUUUUUAUUUUUUUUUAUAUGUAUAAAAACUGAAUAUUUGUUGUACAAAUCUCAUUAUUAUUAUACCUCAUUAUCUUUUAAUUUAAUUUUAAAUGUCAGUAAAAUUGAUUUUAAAAACAUGUUAAUUAGUGUUUUACAUUUAAUUGCAUUAUUAAUGCCUAAUUACAUAUUUAUAUUAAGUGCAUAAUUUAAGUGUUCAUAUAAAUAUAGUAGGCAUACAAUGUAAGUCAUAAUAUUGACAGAAAAAGUAAUGCGAUUGAAAUUGAAACAUUCUUUGGUAUAAGCUAUAAUCAUUAAACGAAUAAUGGGAGAUUUACGGAGAUAAUAUGAAGUUUGCUAGAGGGGUGUAAAACAGUCUGUAGAGCGAAUAGGACGUGAAGAACCUUAAAACAUUUAUAAGGGAUAAUAGAUCAGGACAGUCCAUUUACCAUUUGAAAGAUUAACAAGGCAGGAUAAAUUUUCCAUGUGCCAGCAAUCGGCAAGUGAUCGUAAGGAAAAUAUUGGUUGAAUAAAAGAGUAGCUGUGAGAAAGGCACGAAAUGUUUUGAGUGUAAGCAGCUUGGUAGAAAGAUUGUUCUAGGACACGUUCUAACAUGGAUCAGGCAGAGGCGUAGAUGGGUCCACUAAACAUUACCAUAUUCCAAUAUUGAAUGUAAAAAAGGUCAGUAGAGUAAUUUGAGACUCAAUGCUAACUGAAACUCAAGCAAAAUUUUAUUAAUAAAGCCUACAUGCUUCAGAGCUUUAUAGUACUGUAAAAUAUAUAAUGUUUGCAUGAGUAUAAAACCUAUAUAUCAGACUCAUUCUUCAGAAGACAAUAGUUAGACCAUUAAUAUGGUGUAUAAAGUUGAUAGGAAAGCGCUUAUGAAUGGAGGUAAUUACGACUUAAAAUUGUGAUUAAUCGUUUUGACUUUUAAAUAGUUAAAAAUAAAAAAAAGAAGAUGUGUAAUUAACAAUAUUUAUAUUUUUUUAUAUCUAAUAAAUGUUUUUUUCCAAAUAUAAUUUUAAUAAUUUAAUAUUAAACAGUUGUAACUUUCACUAUGGAACAUUAAAUAGCAUAAA
Molecule: messenger RNA, 5570 nt
Organism: Adelges cooleyi (spruce gall adelgid)
Lineage: Eukaryota; Metazoa; Arthropoda; Insecta; Hemiptera; Adelgidae
Product: condensin-2 complex subunit D3-like
Exons: 2
Coding region: 350-4438 (1362 amino acids)
Biological process (GO): mitotic chromosome condensation; meiotic chromosome condensation
Cellular component (GO): condensed chromosome, centromeric region
Molecular function (GO): histone binding
Source: RefSeq, a predicted model, not a curated record